Pseudovirgaria hyperparasitica is the source of this 1269-nucleotide messenger RNA. RefSeq lists its product as uncharacterized. The transcript has a single exon. Lineage: Eukaryota; Fungi; Ascomycota; Dothideomycetes; Acrospermales; Acrospermaceae. The coding region runs from base 433 to 900 and encodes 155 amino acids. The record is from RefSeq and is a predicted model, not a curated record.
CAAGGCUUCACCUGUCUGCGAGAGACGCUGCGCUGAAUAUGGUAGCAGCGGCGUUUAUCAAUACCGUUUACAGAUUAAUUAAGCGAGGGGCUGAGGCUGGCCCGCUCUGUGAUAGCAACUUGCGGGAAGCUAAUCCCCUAGUUACCCAUGCCGCUUCAUAUUAAGGAUGUCUAUUCUUAACAGUAGAAAGGCUUAAAAGCUGAGGUGCAGCCCCAAGGUUUUCUGUGCCUCCCGACGACGAUUCCACCGGCACUUCUUUCCUCGUUUGAUCCUCCAGGGCAAAGGUGACUAUCUCCUAUUUCUUCCUGCUCGUAUAGCUUUACUCAAUAUCCGUCACCAUCCAAACACCUGCACUUGUCAAUAUUCCCAUCUCCAGUAUCUGUGACUCAAGAACUGCCUCAGUCAUCACUUGGUCUAAAAUGUGACUGGCUAAUGCUGUGUAGCGUAUUUUCUUCACUUGGAAUCCCUAAAUCAUCCACCAAUAUGGGUUUUCUGGACAAGUUCAAGGAGCAGAAAGAUAAGCAUGUCAACAAAAAGACUGCAGACGAUCUCGCGGCCCACAAGGAUGCUGGCAAGCACGCCGGGUCUGUAGCUGAGAAGUUUGCGAAGAAGAGUGGUUUCGGCAUGUUUUCUAAGGAGAUUGGAGCCGGCGUCAAGGCCAUCGUGGAGGGGAAGCAGAAAGCUACCUCUGAAGCCAAGGCCAAGGAUGGAACUGCCACUGUCACCACCACCGAGACGCAAAAAGACCCAGCAACUGGUGCAACCACCGAAAUUGUUGCGACGACCACGGCGGCGCCGCCAGGCAGUGCACCCCCAGCUACUGUUGAUACUGCGGCUACCCCAGCUCCCACCACAGCUCCCACCACAGCUCAGCCUGCCGCGCCCCCAGCUGCUGCAUGAGACCCGUCGAAUUCAUUCCAGUACAUAAAUCGACUUUCCACCUGCUAGAUACCACUUUCGACGAAGCAAACCAAGCACUUCGUAGUACCGCAAUUAUUCAAUAAUGGAUUACAUUAUGUUUCAAAUUUCAUCCAUCAUCACCUCCAUAAGUGAAUAUGCGUAGAUCACAUUGAGCUUACCAGAUAAUACCACGUACAGGCAGCAGGUGACGCCCUUGGCAUUAAAUAGUGAGACGUUACUGUUUUAAGACUUUCAAGCUCGACGUUAACUGAUUAUUAUGUACUCCAUCGACUAGGACGGGGAGGAAGUUUUGGAGUUCCUCUUGGGUGAGAUGUCAGAAUUGAUUAGUGUUCAGUACACAAGGCUCCG